AAAGGAAUUUAGGGAACUGUCAAUCGUGGCAAAGCUACGUGACAGUGAGCUUGCGGAAGUAGGCGUGUUCUUGCGUAAUUGGAGGGUAUAUAGGAUCUCUCUAUUCAGGUUGGGGGUUUAGCAGACGAUUUGCAAGGCUAACAUAAAGCUACGACAGAAGGUCAAAGAGAUGUACCUGGUAAUUCUAGUAUUAACGCUUGACUGUUUCGUUCUUGGGCUUUCCGGCGAAGUGUGUUCCAAUGGUGAGAGGAGCAUGACUUGCGACUAUGACAUCAAAGUCAAGACCGGAAGUUCGCUUGGUGCGGGUACGGACGCACAUGUCUACAUCCGGCUUGUAGGCACAAGGGGGGUAACCGCUGUACACGAGCUUACUGGCCCAAGCAGCACCUUCGAAAAGAAUAGUGUUGACAGUUUCAUUAUCAAAGACGGCGCCAGCAUCGGUGAUCUUACGGCGGUCAAUAUAAAAAGGGACGAAAGCGGAUGGUUUCCCAAGUGGCAACUUACAAAGAUAGGGGUUCUAUCUCGUGUAACUGGUCAGUGGUCUUUGUUUGUCUACGAUGAUUGGACAACACCAAAUGCCUGGAUCACUAUUCCUAUUACUUGUUAUCCUGGUUUUACAAAGAAUUCAACAACAGGACUAUGCGAUGACCCAAAAUGCGGAGCAAAAGCUUCUGAUGUACUGACCCGUUUACUCGGUGGUUCCGAGGCCCCCGUGGGUAGCUGGCCAUGGCAGGCGAUAAUAGAAUUUAAACGGGAUCACAAAAGGUUCUGUUCUGGGUCCCUUGUGUUUCCUCAAUGGGUGUUGACAACUGCGUUCUGUGUUUACGGGAAAAAGCCAUCCAUGCUUGCCGUCAGACCCGGUGCAGCACACGCAGCUUACUCAGGAUCGUCCGCGGAACAAAAUAUAGAAGCUCAAGACAUCUUCAUCCAUCCAGACUAUCACAAAUAUACGAUCUUUUCCCACGACCUAGCUCUAGUCAAGCUAAGCCACCCGGCCUCAAUAUCAAAUACGGUUAACCUGGCCUGUUUACCAGGGAGCAUUUCUCAGGUACCUGUGAGCGCACCUGCCCAGAGUUGCUGGUACACAGGCUGGGGGGUGAAAUCUGGUACCCUGUAUCAAGCACCAGUGCCAUUAGUGUCCGAAGACAAGUGCAAAAGCCCAGUGCAAAAAAUGCACCCAUCAAUGCUAUGUGGCUACGAGGCACGUAAUGACACGGGGCCUUGUGUAAAGGACAGAGGAGGGCCCCUCUCGUGCGAGUCCCAGGGCAAAUGGUACCUAAAGGGACUUGUCAGUACGGGUACUGACUGCUAUAGUAAUAUGCCAAAGAAUCUAAUCUUCACGAAAAUAAGCUUUCUUAUGGGGUGGAUCAAACAAGUGAUAAACAACGAUCACGAUUUUUAGAGAUACGAGACUAGUCUUGUGCUUAGUUCAAUAAUAUCCACAGAAAACCAGAGCAUAACAUGAUUAUAAUUAUGAUUUUAGAAAGUGUUUUUGGGUUUGAUUACUUUAGAUUAAUCAUUACAGAUGCAGCUUUCACCUUAGUGAAUUGAUAAACAGGAGCAUGUCAGGUUAAAGAAACUGCAAAUACUUAGGUUAGACGAAAGUAGUAGAUACACUAAACUUGUAACGUGCCAAGGCGGAUCAGUUAAUUUAUUUGCCUAUUCAG
Molecule: messenger RNA, 1667 nt
Organism: Nematostella vectensis (starlet sea anemone)
Lineage: Eukaryota; Metazoa; Cnidaria; Anthozoa; Actiniaria; Edwardsiidae
Product: CUB and peptidase domain-containing protein 2
Exons: 7
Coding region: 170-1402 (410 amino acids)
Biological process (GO): proteolysis
Molecular function (GO): protein binding; serine-type endopeptidase activity
Source: RefSeq, a predicted model, not a curated record